Molecule: messenger RNA, 2382 nt
Organism: Alternaria viburni
Lineage: Eukaryota; Fungi; Ascomycota; Dothideomycetes; Pleosporales; Pleosporaceae
Exons: 2
Coding region: 1-2382 (793 amino acids)
Source: RefSeq, a predicted model, not a curated record
AUGGACGAUGUUGAUACCAUUCUCGAGAUUCUGCGGAAGGACAACGACGCAGAGCCUGACCUGCCACCGGAGUUAGUGCUUGAUACAGCUGCCGCGCUGAGCCGCAACAUCUUCACGCACUGGCACCGUCUGAACGCAAUUGUGCAGCGACACGAAGGCGCCAUACGGAUUCGAUGGAGAAAGAAGUCUGCGGCGAAGCGUCGAGAACUAUUUCAAGUAGUCUUCCCCGGAAUGCCCGACCUGCACCGACCGGAUGUCGACAACAUGCAUGGCAAUUUCACUGAAUGUGCUUGCGGAGAACCAAACCAUGUGGCAACCAGCAGCGAGCUCAGACCUUAUAUCAAUUCAGAAGACUUGUCGGACGUCAAGUCCCUGCUUGUGUUCAUCAACGCCCGGGCGCGCAAUCGUCCUGCCACGUUUGCUGAAUCGGAACUCAGCUUCUCUGGCAUGGCCGUCCCAUGCCAGGCUACCCGCUAUCCGCAUGUCCUCAUAAAUCUCUGGGACCAAGACUCAAAGACACAGGAAUUCAACGAAGAGAUGUAUGGCCGAAUCAAAGGGCUUGAGUCCGAACCCCACGCUGUCCCUGAAGAUCAGGCGAUGCAUUCUUUGAAUCCCCUAGGAGAGGGCCUCCAGAUACUCCGCAUCCAGGAAGGCGUACUAAGGUUCCUCGUCGGCUGUUGCGAAAACAUCAUGCAUGACAUCCUUCCAGAGACGCUGUGCAGCGACGAUUAUCCGCUUUUAUCAGAACCGCCGAGCUUGUCAGAUCCGGAAGAGCUGAGCAGUAGUCUUGCAGAUGCAUGCAGAAAGGCGCCAUUUGGUCCGCGAGGCGAGCCAAACUUUGCACGUAUCCGGCACCUUAUCUCGACAGCAGUGGAAAAGUGCGAGGACCAUGCCUGGGCGUUGCGCGAAGACCCUGCGUAUUUCGCAGAAUAUGUUCAAGAUCACGCCGAACAUCGACAUGAGAAUAUACUGAACGAAGCCGGAGAACCAUCGAAGAGACUUGGAACCAGCGAGUUCUACUCCCUGGUUCUCCGUGAGACAUUGAACAAGGCGUACGCGGGCCUGGUCUUCUGGGAUCAGCUUUACCGACUUUCAAGCGAAGUCGAAGUUCUUCACAGACUGGCUUUGCAGGUGGAAGCAAGCGAAGAGCUUGUCAAGCGCUAUGCGGAUAGUGUGGAGAUGUUGUACUACAUGUUGAGUCUAGGUAGUUACGACGCCGCGGGUCUCAUUAGGCACUUCUUGAUGGGUGCACCACAGUUACGCCAUCUUAUGAUGAGAGUUACCAUACCAGCAGGAUGCGACAAGGUGCUCGAAGGUGAAUCUGAUUACAGAACCACAGAAGUGGAAAGUAACGAUAUCAUCGGACAGCGCGUGAGGAAGCUCUUGACCCGGACGACCGCCUUCACUCAGAUCGUCGACUACACCCAUCUCAAUCUAGAUUGCCUUGAAACGUACUUUAGGCGAGAGCCUUCCGCCAAAGAGAAAGUCUCGCCAUUCAUAGAGGACUACCUGAAUACGCUUUCAGUGUGCGUUGAGUGUCUUCAUCAACUGCGAGUGUCUUCCUGCUACGUCAAUUUAAGGAAUCAGUUCGAUCGUGGGCGAAAGGGCCCCAUGUACGCCGAGUGGUAUCUCAAAUUUAUGCGACCUUUGGCGCGCUGGAGAAAGGUUCUAGACGAUGGAGGUGUCAUUGCCCCAGAUCUUGGUAAUCCAUCCAAUGGCAGGUUCGAUUAUCCGAGUGAGAGCGUCCGAACAAAGCAGACAGUGGGAGCGCGUCGAAAAGCGGAACGCAACCUGGACAAGUUUUGGAGACUCUUGGACAAAGGUGGCCCGAUGCUAAGAACGGCUCCGUGGAGUGACUCCGAAGAUCUUGACACGGCAUCAACACCGUCUCCUGUGUACGAGUAUCAGGCCACAUCCGAGAUCUUCCACGACCCAACCAAAGAGAUCACUGGGAAUUUCAAUCGCCUAGAUGUCAAUGAUAGAACCAAAGCGAAGACGCAUGGCGAGAUGACAGCCAUAGCCCAGGAUGCCGAUGAGGAUGUACUUGAGCGAUCGGCUGCCAUUUCGAAACCGUUGUACCACGUCGGCAAGGACGCCUAUAUCGUGAUCAAAGCACUUUUUCACGUGCCAAACGACAGCGAACCCCCGGGUAAAGUCCGCUGGGAUCAAGUCGUAGCCACGCUUGCCAAGCUUGGAUUCGCCGUCGAGAAGCUACACGGAUCUGCAUGGCAAUUCACACCGAAGAAGCUGAACUUACCACGCGGAAUCCAGUUCCAUGAGCCGCAUCCGAGCGGUGAAGUGCCAUUGACUCUGGCCAGACGCUACGGACGUCGACUAGCGCGUGCGUACGGAUGGGAGGCAGCGAUGUUCAAGCAGAAGUAA